AGGGUCCCGGUCUCGCUGACGAUGAGGUCCGCGCUGGUGCAACGCUUGGACACCAUCACUGCCUUCCCCCGGACUUUCCCCAGAUCUAAUUUGCUUGCCCCAGCCUCCAGGUUGGGUGAGUUGGAACCGAGGCAAUCAUCGGAUUCCACUGUCGGCAGUUUCUGAGAGCGUGCUCCAAAUAUUUACCGAUCAAACAACGUGGAUGUUAGACCCCUGAGCGGACUGCCAAUGGCUUAUUCGCAAUGCCGCAUGGUCAGUGGUCACGGGGGACAUGCCAGAAUUCAGACCAUUGGAGAUGCAGCGAGCCGCGCCUGGCGUUUACGGGGGGGCUUGCCUUGUUGGGGACUGGAGGGUGGUUGGAACUUGGAGGGAGGUUGGAUUUGAAAUACCAAAAGUCCGAGCUGGGCUCCGACGUUGAGAGUCACGUUCGUCCAACUCCUCUCAGCACAAUGCGUGGCAACGAUGAACGCAGUACUCAACUCCGUACAACAUACGUACAAGAAUUGCGAUCAAAGCUCGAAGGAAGAGAGCUGGGACCACCCAGCUACUCUGCCCAGGGUCCACGGAAACCUAUUAGCUUCGCUCAGACUGGUGUUAUGCAGAGCCACGAUGCCGUUUGCGGCACAAUGCUCACGAGAUGUGAGUGUGCCGACGCCACGCGCACGUCGGAGCUCGGGUUACAAAGUGGCGUCACGUUGCUUGCGACGAACCAAAUCUCGGUGAAGGCGUCUGCCUCGAAAAUGGAGCGAUCAGGCGCGGUCAAAUUGCCAUGUCACCGAAUAUAAUUGUAAUCCAACGGGUAGGGUAUCAGGCUCCUCGCACAAAGCAAUGAUGCCGACUUUUCUACACUCAUAAUCUGUAGCCUUUUCUUACCUCCCAAUUUAUUACUGAGAAUUCAGGCAUCUUGGGAAACGCUGUCUCACAGCCCAAUCAAUUGACGCCAUAGCUGAGCAUGGCAUGAAAAAGACGCUCGUGUCCGCCGAGACGACCCUGGCCAACGACGUCAUUGGCAAGGGACGCUU
Molecule: messenger RNA, 1022 nt
Organism: Emericellopsis atlantica
Lineage: Eukaryota; Fungi; Ascomycota; Sordariomycetes; Hypocreales; Bionectriaceae
Exons: 5
Coding region: 243-785 (180 amino acids)
Source: RefSeq, a predicted model, not a curated record